This is a messenger RNA of Schizosaccharomyces japonicus yFS275, 1239 nucleotides long. Its product is annotated as nitrogen permease regulator family protein. Gene Ontology annotation, molecular function: GTPase activator activity. Gene Ontology annotation, biological process: negative regulation of TORC1 signaling. Lineage: Eukaryota; Fungi; Ascomycota; Schizosaccharomycetes; Schizosaccharomycetales; Schizosaccharomycetaceae. Gene Ontology annotation, cellular component: GATOR1 complex. The record is from RefSeq and is a predicted model, not a curated record. The transcript is spliced from 2 exons. The coding region runs from base 1 to 1239 and encodes 412 amino acids.
AUGGACAACAGUGAGGCAUUUUGGAUGGACCAGACGGAUAGUUUUCCUCCGAGACUACUCGCCAUUUUCUUCAGCCUGUUUGAUCCUUUACAGGGUCCAUGGGUAGCUAUUGAGUCUCCCCCCGGCUCUGUUACGGAAUCUGAUGGCAGCGAAGGAAAAGAGCUGCUAGUUCCCUUUGAUUCAAUUUCCGAGUAUGUGAUUCCCAAGCCCGAAAUCUGCAACAAAACGAUAACAGUAGCUACGGGGGGCUACCGCAUCAUUGGGCACCCGGUGUCCUUAGUCGGUAAUCAUUACGAGCGAAAUGCUCUUAUUUUCAAUAUGUGCAUGAUUUUCCAUGAAGACGAGAACGUAAGCAGCUAUAUUCCUAUUGUGAAACGCCUGUCUCGCAAUCUUAAGGUGCUCGAACAACAAAAUCAGUAUGUGUCCGACCUUUCCAAGCGGCCAAUUAUCAUGAGUGUGAUGGAACAAUUGCUGGAAGAUUUAAACAAUUUCAGCGAAUGCAUGAUUCAAUUAGAUCCACAAAAUUCUAUCAACAUUAAACUCUUUCCUGUUUUUCCCUCUCCCCCGACUGUAAAGGGCUUUCACGUUCCCAUCCUCACUGUCCAACUUGAUACUCUUAUGGACAAGAACUGGGAUAUGACAAUCCAAAAGGUUUACCCUUUCAUUAAUGGAAUUAAUUCGGUACAGCGUGUUGCAGAACUAGCUAACGUUAGUUUUAAUAACUGCUGUCGCUGCAUGGAACAUUUAAUGUAUUACGGUUGUCUGAUUAUCACCGAUAUAUUUCAGUUUCACAACAUCUAUGCAAUGACAACGAACGUUCCCAACUUAAUGCAAGAUCCUAACUUCCAAAAGGAGUGCGUUUCGUAUGUUGUUUCAGGCAAUAGUGCGCGAGUAGCUUCCACAACGUUUUCCCAAAUCUUCUCCUUAUAUACCUCCUUAAGACAUGGCGUACGGGUGAAGGAUUGGAUGAGUGAAAACAGAGAAAAGUUCCAUGGGCUCGAUGUCCGGCGGCUCAUUUCGUUUGGAAUCAUCAAGGGCUUCGUGUACCGUGUUCACAAAUACCCUAUCCUUGGUAAGCAAGUUAAUACGGCAGCAUUAACGCCUGAAGAAAGCAAACUCGCUUCACUCCUUGAUGGACAACAUCAUUUUGAUGAGAUUUGUGUUACUAUGAAAAAAGGUCCGAAGGAAAUUGACUUAAUGCUUAGUAAACUGGGGGACACGGCUUACAUUUAUCAUUAA